Messenger RNA from Scophthalmus maximus (turbot), 5283 nucleotides. RefSeq names its product forkhead box protein O1-B-like. The transcript is spliced from 2 exons. The coding region runs from base 653 to 2863 and encodes 736 amino acids. NCBI's taxonomy places the organism in Eukaryota, Metazoa, Chordata, Actinopteri, Pleuronectiformes, Scophthalmidae. Gene Ontology annotation, molecular function: RNA polymerase II cis-regulatory region sequence-specific DNA binding; DNA-binding transcription factor activity, RNA polymerase II-specific. Gene Ontology annotation, cellular component: nucleus. Gene Ontology annotation, biological process: regulation of transcription by RNA polymerase II. The record is from RefSeq and is a predicted model, not a curated record.
GAUUCGUCACAUGCGCGCGCCUCUUCAUCAUAAUUGCAGACAGUUGGCUGCUGUUCAGGCCGAGUGGACUUGAAUGUGCCGCUGCCAGGCGUAAUCCGCGCAGACUGGAAGAUUUAAUAAUUCACGGUAAUAACGCAUUAUCGCCUCGGUGGUUGCUCUCUGCACAGCCCCGGUGAUUUUUUUUUUUCUUUCUCUCAUUUCUCCCCGUUGUCUUCUGGAGGAUUUAUCGACGGCCGCUUUUGUCAAAUCUGCCUCUUAUAUGAAAUAUCAUCUGUUGCUGCAACUGAAUUCGGAAAAAGCGCCCAUGACCGGCUCUGACACGCGCCUCGGACUGAGCUGAUGUGGACUGUGGAAUAAGAGGCAUUUCAAUCACCAUUUCAUAUUUGAUUCCAGGUAAAAUGGACGAAAAAUUGUUAUUACUUUUAUUACUUCUCUUAUCUCUCCACGCGAAGCUGUGAUUCCCCCCUCCAGUGUCCACCAUGAUCCUCCUACUCUGUUGAAUUGCCUUCUGAUCGAUUCGGAGCGAAUAAGCCGAAUAGCCGUAUUACAAGGCGAAUCUCGACGCGAAGUUAUAUUAAGGACACCGGGAUCGCGGGGGUCGCUCCCUCCCGUGCUUGUCAUCUGAUUGUGUUCCAUUUCAACUGAAGGGUAAAUGUUGAUGAUGGAGGACGACGAAUUGGACGCUCAUCAGGUUGAUUCGGAUUUCGAGCCGCAGAGCCGGCCUCGCUCGUGCACCUGGCCGCUGCCUUGUCCGGAGGACUUCCCCGGCGGACACGAGGUCAGCGGGGCUCUUGCGUUGGCCAACAUCAAGGUGGAACCGGAGGACGUCCCGGCUUGCAGAGCGGGGCUCGUGGGCGGAACGCCGGCGGAGCUGAAGCAUCCAGCCGGCGCCCCGGCACCCGCGGGCGCGACGCACCCAUGCCUGGCCGGCGCCGCGCUCGAUGGGACCGGACCGCUGCGCAAAGCCAAGUCGUCGCGGCGGAACGCGUGGGGGAACCAGUCCUACGCGGAUCUCAUUACCCGCGCCAUCGAGAGCACCGCAGAGAAGAGACUCACGCUGUCACAGAUCUACGACUGGAUGGUCCGUUACGUGCCCUAUUUCAAGGAUAAGGGCGACAGCAAUAGCUCAGCUGGGUGGAAGAACUCCAUCCGACACAACUUGUCCCUCCACACUCGUUUUAUCCGGGUGCAGAAUGAGGGGACUGGGAAGAGUUCCUGGUGGAUGCUGAACCCCGAUGGAGGGAAGAUGGGCAAGUCCCCACGCCGGAGAGCAGUCUCUAUGGACAACAGCACCAAAUACCUAAAAAGCAAAGGCCGUGUUAGAGGCAAGAGGGUUGGUCGUCCUGGGAUAGGAGCAGGAUCUGCUGUGGUGGGGCUCCAGAGCUCCCCCGACCAUGGCAGCCCACCACAGAAAGGCCUCCCAGGAGUUGGAGGUGCAACUGGGACAGAUGGAGAGUUUGAUGCUUGGACAGACCUCCAUUCCAGGGCUAGUUCAUCAGCCUCUACCCUGAGUGGGCGUCUGUCACCCAUCCUCGCUGAGGAAGAACCCGAGGAACCGGAGGAGGGUGGGCUAUCCUGUUCCACUUCCCCCCACCUCUACCCCUCACCAACCAGUGCCCGCUCCCCAUCCAUGGGGGCAGGGAAUCACUGUCCUCCCCUUGAGCAGCUGCCCCAACUGGCUAACCUGGCAGGUGCCAUCAGCCUGGAUGAGCAGCUCGUGGAGGAGAGCUAUCAUCACCAUCACCAACAACAGCAGCAACGCCAGCAGCAUCCGGUUGUUGGCAGACACAAGCACCAAACCCCUGUUUACCACUACAGCUCUGCAGUGAAGGGGCAGAGCUCUUAUGGUGCAGGCGUCUAUGGAGCAACAGGUAUGGGGUUGCUGUGCCACCACUCACCCAUGCAGACCAUUCAGGAGAACAAGCCAGCCAGUUUCUCUGGAACCAUGCGGGCAUACUCCAGCACCAAUGCCCUGCAGAGUCUGCUAACAGGGGGUCCUGCUGGGCAGCAAUACUGUUCCAAGGACAUGAUGCUGGGACAGGAGAGGGAAAGCCAUCCUAUGAUUGGUCAAGCUAGUAAUGGAGUAAGCUCCAACCAUCACAGCCACCACCCUGGUCACCACAAUGGCCACAGUCACAGCCACAAUGGACCUCAUAGUCACAGCUCAGCUCAUAACCAUAACAGAACUCACAGUCAUACUCCUAGUCAUAAUCACAACAGUGUAACCAACCACAACUCAACUCACAGCCUCUCUCACAACAGUCACAACCUCAACCAGAGCCAUAACCACACAACCCCCCGGGCUGCGGCUCUGGCCCCACGUGGCAACAGCAAUCAGCUGCAGACCUACAACCACAAAACUCCCUACCUGUACAGUCCCCCAUCACAUGCCCACCUCCCUGCCUCCACCACCCUGCCCCCAAACCCAGCAGGUAUGCUUGGCAUGCCCCAGGACUCCUGCCAUGUGGCCACCGCCCCACACCCCCGUCACAACCAUUACCCUGACCCACAACACCAAUGCAUGACAAAUGGACCUUACCACCAUGGCCCAGGGAUGGGAAAUGGUAACAUUGGCAGUCACUACCAUGGCUACCACCAACCGCACACCCAUGAGAGACUACCAGCUGAUUUGGACAUUGAUAUGUUCCAUGGUAGCUUGGACUGCGAUGUGGAGUCCAUCCUCCUCCAUGACAUUAUGGACUCUGGGGAGGAGAUGGACUUUAACUUUGACUGCUCCCUAGCCCAGGGCGUGGGUAUUGGCAUGGGUAUGGGCAUGGGUGUGACCAUGGGCAUGGGGAUGGGAAUGAGCAGUCUGGCCAGUCCACAGCAAGCCCAUAGCAACCAGAGCUGGGUGCCAGGCUGAAGUCUUAGACAACGCACCCUACCCCCAGAAAGAACUACCCCACCCAUGAAGCACUGUGCUCAACUGUGACACUCCUGACUUGACACAGAGACUAUACGACCAACAAUACCAUCUCUCUUUGUUGUCCUGACAGUUCUUCUGUCACCCCCUCCUCUUUUUAUCCCCCUACCCUCCAAGAGAUCUAGUUCAUGUCACAUUAGGUUUUUCCUCGUACUAGCUAUACUGUGAUGACAAUCUCUCAGCUGUGAUUGCCGAACAUCGCUUCUCAUCUACCAUGAGAACUGAACUCUCAAUGCACUUUAUUGCAAGUGGGUCACAUCUCACAGUGCAACACAUUCACAGAGCAACUCAGGCAGAGCUUGGCAUGUUUUGCAACGUGGCUGCAGGAUUUGAUUGGUAACAAAUGUGGGAUCAAAAGCUCCAUCGAUAAUAUAUCACAUCUUGGCAUUUAAUUAAAAUUGGACCCUGUUGGGUUCACAUUCUGUCAGUGGUGGGGAAAUAAUUUUUUUGCGUGCAACAAAUCACAAUUUGAUUCGAUUCUUGGUUUUUAUUCAGUGUUAGCUCAAAAUCUUUGACAAAUGAUUUUCCUCACCACUCACCUUAACAAAUUUAAUAUGAGUUAAUUUGAUAUUUUUCAAUUUAACCCUGAUUUUAGUAUUUAUACGAUAUUUUUAAUUUAUAUUUAAACAUAACUCUCUGACAUUCACUUAUUCAUUACUUCCAAUUAUCUCACAUCAGCAGUCCUGUUAUUUACACCUUCAUGCAUUCAGUCUUUGGCACUUUGACUUUUCUUUUGGAUGUACCAUUUUGUUAAUGACAUUUGGCCAUUGGUUGGAGAAUAUUCUCACUACAUCGUUAAACAGAUUCAAUCAUUACUGGCUAGCAUGCAAUUUGGUGAAUUAAAAUGUCAUACCACCUUGUCUCACCUGUUCUUCUUAUGCCACCCCCCCCCCCCUCUCUCUUUCUCUCUCUUUCUCUCUCUCUCUCUGUGUCUCCCUGUCUCUGCCUGCCAGUGGAGACAAAGUGGCCAUUUCUCACACCAGGCCAUUAAUGUGCUUUGAUUGAAAUUCAGCAUCUUGCUUUUAAUCUCCAAAGUGAUGUGGCAGCGAGGUGUCAUUAUUGAGAAUCUACCGCGUUGUCCUCCCAUUUCUCACCCCAGCUGCCCGGGCCGCCACUCGCCUCUCCAACUUAAUGUGCCAAGAAAGCAAGACAAAACUGUGAUUAACGCCAAGUCACUCUGCCUGCUGUCCUGCUCUGGGAAGGGCCAAUGUCAAUGUCCGCUUGCCUGCUCACAGAGGGUACAAAAUAAAGAAAAGAUGGAGACAAGGAUAGGACAAGUCUGUUGUUGCAGUGGGAUCAGUCAUCAGCCUCUGUUACCCAUGCUCAUUGGGCAUGUGUAUGAAAACAUGUGGUGUAAUCGUAUUGUAAAUCAUCCCCAUAUCUGUAUUUUUGUGUUCCCUUGUUCCCAUGUUUUCUGUGCUUAUACCCUGAGCUUCAACAACACAAAUAGGUGCAAAGAGGGGAGAUUCACGGAGAAAACAAUCAGCCAAUCUGAGUGGCAUGAGUCUACGUCGAACAGGGUUGUGAUGCCCCACAGCCAUCCAGAUCCACUUUUUGUGUGUUUAUUCUGCCGUCUUGUAGUUGUUGUUGUAUUGUUAAAAUUCCAAGGACCAACAAGAACAGAGCUGAAAUUUCCACAAUGUAAGAAUGGAAUUAAAUGGUGAAACGGACCCCCCCCCCCACGUGCUAUGCUUAAUUGUCUUUGUGCGUGGGGGAGUAUGAUGCUUGUGUGUCGCUGGCCUUGGAAAAAAAGAGGACAUCCCUAUUCUCUAGUUCCCUCAAGCAGACUCUCUGCGCUUGUUCUGCACCAAGUGCGAGAAUGAUGGGGGGUGCAAGGGUGGGGUGGGGGUUACUCCUGCCAAAGGUCAAGCAUGGCACAGACUAUCAGACCUAUUAUUGAGGUAAAUACUUUUAUUUCAGGGCUUUUAGCCACACUGGUUCCAGUUAAUCUGUGUGGAAAAUGCGUGGAAUUUUCCAACCAAAUGGGCCUCACUAAGCAGUUAUGUUAUAACCUAUGCUACAGACAUUUAGCAAUGCCCUGCUAUUGGAGAGAAAGAGAGAGAAAAGCUAUAUAUGAUGUCUAAUUUUCCUAUAUUUAUUUAUGAAAGAGAUUGGUCCUUGUCACUCCAAAAAUGUGGUCGUAGUUUGAGUUAAAUCCCAUCCCCUUCCUCUUUUUUUUUCUCAGUUUUCUAAGAUGUCAAUCUCCCUUUCCCCUUUACUGACUUUAAUUUUGUACAAAAUCUAUAUAUUAAAAAUAUUGUAUAAUAGUUUUUGAAAUCUCAAAAGAGUAUCAGUUUUGUUGUCUAUUUCUUUUUUAAGAGAAUGUAUCUCAUCAUCUGGUGACUGUUAAAUAAAUGAAA